Octopus bimaculoides (California two-spot octopus) is the source of this 623-nucleotide messenger RNA. Its product is annotated as small ribosomal subunit protein uS11. The record is from RefSeq and is a predicted model, not a curated record. Gene Ontology annotation, biological process: translation. Gene Ontology annotation, molecular function: structural constituent of ribosome. Lineage: Eukaryota; Metazoa; Mollusca; Cephalopoda; Octopoda; Octopodidae. Gene Ontology annotation, cellular component: ribosome.
CCCCAACCCACCUUUUUUUUUUUUCUCACCAAACCGGAAGAUGACAAAAUCUCACUCUCUGACGAGAUUUACAGGACCUCGUAAGUUCUCGUUCUCAUCUACUACUUCCUUUUGAGUCUUAGUCCUAUUGGUAUAAGAAUGGCUCCACGUAAAGGAAAGACGCAACAGCAGCAAGAGCAAGUGUCGCUUGGCCCACAAGUGCUGGAAGGAGAGAAUGUUUUCGGCGUAGCCCACAUUUUUGCUAGUUUCAAUGAUACAUUUGUGCAUGUUACUGACCUUUCAGGCAAAGAAACUAUAGCUCGUGUGACAGGUGGAAUGAAGGUAAAGGCUGAUCGAGAUGAAGCUUCCCCUUACGCUGCAAUGUUGGCUGCACAAGAAGUAGCAGAAAGGUGCAAAACAGUUGGAAUUACAGCUCUUCAUAUUCGCCUUAGAGCUACAGGAGGCAAUAAAACUAAGACUCCAGGCCCUGGAGCUCAGUCAGCUCUCCGAGCCUUGGCUCGCUCUGGUAUGAAAAUAGGACGUAUUGAGGAUGUUACUCCUAUUCCAUCAGAUAGCACCAGAAGGAAGGGUGGUCGUCGUGGACGUCGUUUGUAAAUGUUUGAUUAAAGUUCCACUGAAAAUUA